AAAUGUGAAGGUUGAGCACGCGGGUGGAUUACGGAUGCUGAUUGUACACGUUUUUUUUUCAUCUGUAUUCCAUGCUUAUCUAAACCAUUGCCUGCUUGCUUUCGAAGUUUCUUAAUAGUGAAUAGUUUAUCUGUGAUCAGUGUGAUGUGUCAUAUAUACAGUAUUUCCUGUUAGAGAUGAUGCAUCGCCAGGUCACAGAACUGCGUCAGACGAAACCGUUAGCAAACUCAAACUUAUCUUUGCUUGAUGCUUCCUUGGAAACCUUAUCCUUGACAGAUACCUCAGUCAACUCCAAAGACGGAAAUUGUGAGCAAAAUAUAUAAGAUCAUCCUGUUUGAAAAGCAAAAAUUAAAACCAGAAAGGGCUGUUGGAUAAUGUUUAAAAGGCAUUGGCAUAGGAACUGAUUCAGUUUUUCUCAUAUGACAAUGGCAUCCUUUCACACUACUUUGCUUUGCAAAGAGUACACCAGCUACUGCUGCUGUGCCCGUGUGGGUCGCAGCAAACACUGCGUUUGUGGUGAGGAUGAUAUGGAUUUUUGUUGGACUUGGGAUCCUGACUCCACUCAUACAGAUACCAGUGUUCAGGAAGAUGGUCGUGAAGUGCUUUUUCACACCAACUACAGCAGAGGAACAGCUGCUAUUAGAGGAACAGAGCCAUUCCGCGAAGGACAUCAUUUCUGGGAAGUAAAGAUGACGACACCAGUAUAUGGCACUGACAUGAUGAUUGGGGUGGCAACAGAGGAAAUGGAAUUGGAUAAAUACCGAAAUUCAUUUUGCAGCUUGCUUGGUCGAGACAGACAGAGCUGGGGCUUGUCAUACUUGGGCAAUGUGCAUCACAUGGGAAGAACCCAGCCUUUCUCCGAAAAGAUAGGCCAAGGUGCCAUUGUGGGAGUCCAUCUUGAUAUGUGGCAUGGAACACUGUCCUACUACCUUAAUCGUAAGCCUCUUGGAGUUGCAUACCAUGGUCUGCGAGGGAAAGUGUUAUAUCCUGUUGUGAGCUCCACAGCAGCCCGCAGUGGUAUGAAAGUCAUCUGUACAAGAUCAUUCCCAUCUACCUUGCAGUUUCUAUGCUGUAUGAUGUUGAGGAGACAGGUCCAUCACAACAAGUGUGUACUAGAUGUGAUCAAGGUUCCACCUGGCUUGAGCACCUUCUUGCACAAUAACUUGAGCUGGCUUCUUCGCUCACAGCCUUGUACCCCUCUGCUACCUCCUAAGCUCCCUUCCUGCAUCUCUGUGGACAGAGCAACUCAGGCACAAGAAGAUGACUUCAAAAUCAAUGCAGAGUCAGUUAAAAGUGAUAAGUCAGAGCAAGCAGAAAAAGAAAGCAGGCAUAUGAAACAAGAUGAAUCUACCUCAGGCAGUGAGGAGUCGCAACAUUCAGAUGACAAGGACGAGUCCAGUACAAGCCGUGGCUUGAAAUGUUCCAGCAUGGACAAACUUUUACAGAAGAUCCACACACAAACAUUCAAGAGGAGGAAAAGGAGACGGUCACAUCAGGAGUCAUCCGCUUCACAGACCGAAUCUUCAAAUUCAGCUGCAAAAGUAGCUGUCAAGAAAAGUAAAAUGAACCGGAAGGAGAGUUUAGCAUGUGGCAGUGAGCACAAGCAUGCUGCAGAUCAACUCAGCAGAACAACUAUCAGACCAACAGUUUCAUCUAGUGGUCAACCGAGCUGCUCUGAUGUGAACACAAGUGUACAUGGUGAACCUAGGAUUUCUUGGACUGCUAUGCAUGAUAUAUCUGCAGAUAGACAGGAUUUGGACCGCCUCGGACAGACGCCAGGAGAGACCGCUCAGAGAAUCCCUGUAUUUCCGAGCAAUGAAGAUUUAACAGAAAUGAACUCGGCGUCAGCUGUUGUUGAUGGAAUGUUUAAAGCAUUCAGUGAAUUUAUGGACUCGCAGAGUGGUUGUUCUUCAGAAAGUGACUAUGCUGCCAACAGGGAUGACUCUUCUACUGAAACAGAAGAAAGUUCUGACACGUGGUCUCCAUGUAAAAAACGACAUUUGAUGUGAUAAUACGGACUUAAAAUAUUUUCCUGUAUCGUAUAAAUCUAUUAGUAUUAAAGCAUUAAAAGAGCAAGAAGUUUUGCUACUAUUAAACAGCUUUGUAAACUGAUAAACACAUUUAAACAGUUGAACAUUUUCACAUCUUCUUUUUGUUGUUUCCCACUCUCCAACUUUAAUACAUUUCUGUACUAAGUAAUAGUAGCUCGUAUGGUGUUUUAUGAAUUAAAUUUGACAGCAGAAAAGAUAUUUGACGUGGGCUCUUGGGACUGUUAUAGGCUGGUAUGUGGGGUUGAUUUCUCUGCUGCUAAACAUAAAUUUAGCAUUUUAGGAAAGCAUUUGUUCUGUUAUUUUUGUUUUUUUUUUUAAUUGGUGAAAGUGCUAGGCACUCACUACUAAUUUAGUGAAGUCUGUAUCACCAUUGUUUAAACUGUUGAUAGCAGUCUUCAUCAAAAUCAGUGAAGCGUGUACACUCGUUUCAAAGAAGUAUUUGGCAAGUCUACAUUUUAUAUUAUAAUACUUAAACACAGUUAAUGAAACUAUAAUAUUAAAAAAGACUGCAUCACAAGGAUUGUAAAUUUGGUUUCAUUAAGAAGACAAGAAAGCCCCAAAUAACUUUUUAAAAAUUGGUGUAUGCUACUUUAUGUGGAUAUGCAUAAUAACUGUGACUCAACAAAUUUACUGAAAAGUAUAAACCUUACAGUGAACACAAUGUCUGAGAAGAAUAAUUUAUAACCUGUGUAAUAGGGUGACCGCUGCACAACAAUUUGAAUCAUGAUUUUGUGAAUACACACCAAUCUUUAAGAUUAAAAGGGGCAAAGGUAUUUUAUGAAUUUUGAAAAUAGGGUGAGGUUUUUUUUUUUUAAAGAAAAAUGAAGAAAAUAGCUUUAUGGGUACUAUUUAGUCAGAAAUUUUAUAAGCAAGUCACUUUUAUCUUUUGGUAGCCUCAUUUCUUUUAAAUUCUUUAUUGGCCUUGCAGUGUAAACUGGAUAUUGUUAUUUUUGCUUAUCUGUCAUACCUGUGGCCAUAUGAUUGGCCCUCAUUUUGUAUGCAUAUACUUGGUUUAAAUAAUGGUACAAUUUUAUAAUAUAAAGAUAAGGAACAUUGAUUUGGCCUAUUAAGUUUAUAAUAAAAACUGCUGUUGAACAAUAAUGUUGGUUCUGACUGGAAAAAGCCAAGACCCAUAAAACAUGUCAUCACAUCAAGGGUACCAAAUAAAUGCUGACAAGAUGCAGCUACUUCUGUGCAGUUCUGUACAAUGAAUAUUGAUAUUUUUGGUUUAUUUCUUCCAUACCUGUAGCCACAUGAUUGGCAUUCAUUUUGUAUGUAUGAAGUGGAUUGAAAUAAGAGCAUAAAGAUCAUAUAAUUGAUCUGGCUUAUUUAUUAUAUUUAUGUUUAUUAUGAACACUGUUGUCAAACAGUAGUGUUGAUUUUGACUGAAAAGUCAGGACCUAUAAAAUAUGUUAUUACUUGAAGGGUACCACAUGUACACUGAGAAGAUGCAGGUACUUGUGUCUGGCCUGCUUUGGAGCUACAGCAGCUUUACCACCUCAUGAAUGUUGUAAACUUAUUAAAGGAGUGGAUGAUAAUGAACAAAUCGCAGCUGAACAGAUAUAUAACUGAGGUUCUUCUAAGAGUAUUCUUAAAGCUACCCCAACUUUCAUCACUUUCAUUUUCUGGUGUGAGCAUUCUAGUCUCCCAUCCCAUGGACACACCACUUUUUCUAGACAUUUACAGCAGUGCAGUCUGUAAGUAAAUGUUCUUGAGCUUAACAGAAUUCACCAUGUGAAACCAAGCUGCCUCCCUUGUCUAAGGUAACGCAAGUAUGUGGCACAGCAACUCUAUGAGCUGAACCGGUUGCCUGUCUUUACCCACUUUGACUACAAGGUGAGCUUAAUCUGCUACGUGCUUGUCUUAUGGAUAUCUGAGUUUUUAACUCCUUAUCAGCUCUAUUGAGAUCUCCACUCUGCUCAUGCUGACCUUAUGAUAUCUUCAUUCUAGCACAUUUCCUGGAAAACUUUGAAAGCAUUCUUGAAAUCAAAUCUGUGGUUAGGUUUUUUUUAUGCUACCCACUUUUUUUUAAAGACAAAUGUAUUUUAGGCUAUUAAACACCUCAAUUUCCCCAUAAAUCCUGCUGGUAGAAUUUUCUUAAAAGAUGUAUCUUGUAAAACUUAUCUUUUGAAUGCAACAGUUUGUUUUCACUUGGCCUUAAUAUUUCUCAAUGGGAAGGAAAAUCUAAAUUAUUCUUUGCUCACCCACAGUUUGCCAUCAAAUGUUGGGCAUACCACUUAAUUGGCAUUUAAUGGUGUUAUGACAUGGAGUGGUCUAAAUAGGGAAAUUGACCAGUUUCUUUUUAUGAACCAUAACUUCGAACGCCUAUAAGAUUCAUGUUUUGUUAAAUAUUGAACGUGUGUAUUGACUAAUAAAUUGUAUAAUUGCCUUAAGAAACAUGUAAGCUCUAUAUGUGACUCCUUUAUUCCUCUCCCUCUUGUGAAACACUGGGAUAUCUGAGUCUGUGUCAUGCACACAUUAUUUUUGGUAUGUGCCUUCCCUAUCUCAGAACGAAUUUAAACAAUGUGCUCCAUUCCACCAUGUUUGCAAGUUCUUUAGUGCAUCUUGCAGUCAUGCUAAAGACAAAAGAAGAGUAUCUUCUCUUGUACAUGAAAUUUAAACAGUUUGUGAUCUUUACUUGUGCUAUUCCAUCUUUCUCCAUGAUAAAAUUUUGAAUCUUAAUAGACUUUACACUUGUUUUCACAAGUUAUACUCUUUUAUUUACUUCAUCACCAUCUUUCAUAAUGCUGCUUACUAUUCCACUUCCUCCUCAGUUCAUUUUCAUCCAUGCACUUAGUUCAUAGCUCAUCUGUUUGCUGUCUUUCAAUUAUUUUGUAAAGAGGAGCAAAAUGCAUGUAAAAUGAAAUUCAAAUAGCCUUAAAUAGUAGAAAUCAAAAGGUGAAUGUAGUACACUUCAAAAGAAAAUUUUAUACACUUAAUUUGGCACUUUUUGAAUAAUCAAUUCUUUAAAUAGGAUACUAGUAAAGAAACUUUUUAGCUUUUAAGCUUGUUUCUUUUCAACUGUGAACUGCUGAUCUACCACGAGUAGAAUGACAUGAAGUUAUCAACCUAUCUUUUUAUAUCCGAUGAGGAAAGUAUACAAACUUGAUUUCCUGUUUGGUAGAAUCUGCUUUGAGUUCCAGAAAAACAACAUUUUUUUGCCAAUUUUCUUAACUGCUACUAAUCCAUGUGUACUUUCUGUGCUGUUUGUUUUUGUUCUUCGUGAGAGCGUCAAGUUUAAGGCUUUGCUGCAAAAGGCUUAACGAUAGUUGUGGUACAUGAAGAGACAACAGAUAGUCUCUUUUAAAAUGUACCUGUUUAACAUGAUUUUAGCAAAAAGUAGUCAUAGAACACAAUCCAUGAGGUUUCAAUAUGAAAUUUCAAGGACCAUUUGACGACUUUUAGCAGGUUUUUGACAAUGUUGUGAGCAUCCUGUCGCAAGGGGUAAGGGAGUCAUCUAAUUAUAUUUUAGAACAAGAUUUUUAUAUUAUCGUGAUGUCAUUUGGUCGUAUUUAUACUUGCGGCAUGUUGCAUGCAUACAUUUUAUAGAAAUAGUAAUUUAUACUAUGACAUUUCUGUUUUGUUUUGCCUUGUAAUAUUGUGAUGUAUGAUCAUCUUGGUAGAUUAUAUGUAGAUAGACUAGUAAUGAUAUACAUGUAUGUAAUAUUCUUAAUAUCCACGUUUAUGUGCAGCAUCUAUGUUGAUACAUGAUGUACAUCUGAAGCACAAGCGAGGUUGUAUGCAGGUUUAACUAAGUUGGGAAGCAGAUAGCCAGCUCGCUAGAACACUGGUGUUUGAACCCUAAGGCAUGCCUUUUUCACACCCAUGUAAAGCAACAGUUAACCCAGCUGCUGUGAAUGGCUACCUGACUCCAUAGAGGGUUGGGGAAGGGGAGAGGAGACAGGCACCACCCUCACAAAAUAGUUGGCUAGGAGAAAAGUAUAGUCUUUGACACCACACUACCCAAAACCUUGAAAAGCAUUAGGAGACGACGAUUAACUUUUUUUUUUUGUUGGUAUGUUUAAGGUGUUGGUUUGUAUAUUUAACCAUUUUAUGCCAUGAUUUUGUAAAGACCACAAAUUAUCAUGAAAAUACACGUCAGCUUUAUUUUUCAGGACUGAUAGACCUUAUUUAUGAAUCCUUCAGUUUUAUGAUUACUCAUUUUCAUUGACAUGGCACAUUUGUUUUGAAAUGUGUAACCAUGCAGGCACAAGCACAGAGCCAAUGUUCUAUUUGAAUUUACUUUUGUGUUCUAAAUCUUUUUAUGAUUGCUGUAAUUCAUAUACUUGCCUCCCUAUGGACCCAUAGUCAAUAUUUUAUCUUUUUUUGUAUAAAUGAUUGAGUACCUGUGUCUGUUGCCAUUUCAGUAUAGGUUCUUUGUUUAUUGCUGUGUAGCUGUAGAUUCUUUGUUUAUUGUCCUGUCACUGUAGGUUCUUUGCAUUUGUCAGGUGAGGAAGACCUUUACAUGUUUGAGCUUCCAUUAUUUAGCCUCUAUAACUCUCUGUUGUAAAAGGCUAUAUAUUGUCAGGUCUGUAUCAAUGAACUCUUAAAUGUUUACACUGUGACUGGAAGUGUAAAUGUAAGAAAGUGUUUAUACUUAUUCAUGCAAUGAACUCUUACCAGUGUCUUUAUGAACCAAACUGCUUGUUGCCUACUCCUGAAAUGAUUAUCCUCUCUUGCAUUUAGAUUCUGAUUCACAUGAGGAUCAGCUUCUUCCAUGGGAUUUUCAGUGUCUGUUUCCAAAAUGUAUGAAAGCUUAAGCUGUAUGGUUAAUGUGUAUCUAACAUUCUGGAAAUUCAUGAAGUAGUAAUAAAGUCAAGAAACAAAA
Pomacea canaliculata is the source of this 6879-nucleotide messenger RNA. RefSeq lists its product as uncharacterized. The transcript has 5 exons. The record is from RefSeq and is a predicted model, not a curated record. Lineage: Eukaryota; Metazoa; Mollusca; Gastropoda; Architaenioglossa; Ampullariidae. Gene Ontology annotation, cellular component: SCF ubiquitin ligase complex. Gene Ontology annotation, biological process: proteasome-mediated ubiquitin-dependent protein catabolic process. Bases 420 to 2009 code for a protein of 529 amino acids. Gene Ontology annotation, molecular function: protein binding.